AUAUUCAUGGAAUACAUUUUAUAUUGUAUUGUAGAUGUUCAUUUUUUUAUAUACAUUUGCUCAAACUUUACAAAGUUUGACUUAACAAAAAAAAUAGCAUGGGAAGAUUUUGAAUGGGAGGGAGUAUUACUCCCAAAUUUCUGGACAGGAACGUUUGGUCUAUGGUCUAUGAAAAAAUAGUAAUUAAAUAAAAUGUCAAAAGAUUCUGAAAAUAUUUUUGAAAUAAACUUGACCUUUCAUUGUAUUUGUAAAAAACACAAAAACAAAGAACCCCGUUGACAUUUUUUCAAAAAAAAACAGCCAAAAUAGUGUGAAUAGUGACUUAUAACAGCAAUAAAAAACAUUCCCUGAAGUCGACGCUGGUUUUUUAUUUGUGAAAAUUUAUAUACUAGUGCAAAAGAAAGUCAAGUUUAUUCUAAAAAACUUCUAAACUUUUUUGAUUUUUUUUAAAUCCCUUAUCAGGUGUAUAUACACCUAGGAACCGAAGGGCAUUUCCCCAAAUUUCUGCGUGUUUUCUGUGCACCAUCCAAAUGCAUUACUUCUAUAAUUUCUACUUAUGUCUUUUUUUAGGGGAUACUUAUGUCUUCAAUAUGCGUUGUGUGAGUGUCUAUGUGGUGCUGUGAGUGUGUACGCGUCCGUUGUAUGUUUGUUUGGACACAAGACAGACCAAGGCCAGUUCCCGCCCGUUCGCAGGCAGCACCAGCACGUCCGCAACGGCGGCGGUUGCCGCCUUGCAGAUGCAGUUCCACGCCCCGCCGCAUUCUUCUUCCCUCCACACGGCCGUCUCCAGCAACCGAAGAAACGGAAGUCAUCCCACGUACAAAGCGGAAGGAAAUCCAUGGCGAACCGCGCCGCGCUCUCGCCACGCCCGAUCCUAGCCUUCUCCCUCCUCCUGUGCCUGGCGCCGCUGCGCCCCACGGCCGCGCAGGAGCAAUGGCCGCAAUACCCCAUCACGCCGCGACCGGCGUUCAUGUUCAGAUGGGUGGACGACAAGGGGUCGUUCCGGGCCGGCGACACCGCGACCGUCAUGAUCACGUCUUUCUACAUCCCCGACGCCAACGUGUCCGAGGUGCGGCGCAAGGCGGCCUUCAAGGUCACCCUGCACGGCCACGGCGGCAAGGCCGGCAAUAGCAGCUACCUCACCGACGUCGCCGUGCACCUCGAGGGCGACCUGCCGUCCUGGAACAUCACCCUCGUCCCGCUGCGCGCCGGGGACUUCAUCGCGCUCUUCGAGGAGGAGCGGUUCUUCCUCGGCGUGGACACGCUCAACUUCGCCGUGGCGGCCCGGGACGUGAACCCGUCCGCCUCCCUGGCCUCCUGGACGCACCUCUGCGGCGGCCGCGUCGCCGCCGGGUCCAAGGCGUUCGUGUCGGUCUUCCCCAGGGACGCGCUCGGCAACGGACUCCCGCGGGGAGCCGACAUGCCCUUCGGCAACUGGUACUUCGCUGUGUCCUGGUCCUACGUCAACGGGACGCCCGUCGAGUUCUCGGGCCUCGAGUACAACGGCUGGACGGAGGACGGGUGCAUGAGCAUCGAGUUCGUGCCGACUUUCGCCGGGGACUUCCUGGUGCACGUUCAUGCCGACAACACCAAACUGCGCGGCUCGCCAUUGCCGUUCACAGUGAAGCCAGGACUCAUCGACAUUGCGAAAAGCACGGCCGAGUGGAAGCAUGGAGCGAACGCUGUGCAGAUAUUCUCCAAGCUGGAGAUCUUCAUAAACCAGAGGGAUUCGUUUGGAAACCUUGUCCCGGGGAUCCACCCAUUCGAUGCCGCGGUGGUUGAGAGCGCCUCAAGGCUGUCGGUCCCGGUAGGGGGUCUCCGGAUCGAAGCUGUCGCCGAGGGAAUUCAGCGGCUCUCCUUCGACGUCGUGGAGCCCGGGGAGUUUGUGCUCACAAUCUUUGAAACUCACCUCAAGCAGAGGCUUUCUGAUACGGUGUACGUGUAUCAUGUCUUUGUAGGGUAUUGCGACGGAUCAAAAAGCAUCGUUAAUGGUUCUGGUUUAUUGCAAUCUGUUGCUGGCUCACCAUCAUCCUUCAUGGUUUACCUGCUGGAUCAGUAUGGAAGCCCUUCUCCGAUUGAUGUCGAAAUGCUGCGGGUGCAGAUUCUGAGCAGGAAUGGCCCGUCUGGUGUAAACCCAGUUAUAGCACCUGUAAGAGAACCAAAUGUUCAAAAUUAUUAUUAUACAUUAACGCUGAAUCCAUCUACAGAGACGAUAUCCACGGAUGGACAAACCAGUAAUUUCAAUGUUUCGUAUACUCCUGAAAUUGCCGGCGAGUAUGAAAUUUGGGUGUUGUGCGGGAACAUAGCGCUGAAUGAUGGAAAACCCUAUAACAUGACAGUCUCACCAGGUGCAGUGGACACAUCUUUAUCAAGUGCUCCAAUGUUUGAUCCAAAAGCCAAAAGAUCAGUCAGAAACAAUGUCACUGUUCGACUCGUUGACUCAUUCAUGAACCCAGUGGUAUCUCUGGAGCCAAAACUGAGGCUUCAGCUAACAUCUGCAAAUGUAACGGCCCCGAUGAACGCGUCAAGCUUCACCGCGGGGGAAUUUGUCAACAACAAAGAUGGAUCAUAUACUGCUCAUUAUGUGGCAAGAUAUCUUGGUUUAUAUGGCAUGUGCAUUCAAUUUGACAGCAGGCAGCUGGCUCCUUGUCCAUUCCAGGUCCUUGUUCUUCCCGACGAGUACUUCUCUGAAGUUCGAGAAGAUCACAUUUCAGUCUGGGAGGAUGAAUCUGUUUCCUUUGAUAUCUUGUCAAAUGACUACAUUGCAGUAGGACUAGCUGACGUAGUUAAUUUAUCUUCACCACUCCAUGGAGCGGUCCUACAGUACAAUCCGGGCUAUCGGUACACACCUUUUGAACGGUUUUUUGGGAAUGACUCCUUUUCAUACACAGUAUCUGAUAAGCAUGGCAACGUUGUCAGUGGCACAGUGUUCAUAUCUGUUCUCUGCAGACCACCUCAGUUCACCUCUUUGCCCAAACAACUGCAUGUGACAGAAGAUAUAAUUGGCCCAAAGUUUGGUGGGUUUCCGGGGAUUGAAAUGACAUAUUCAGACACAUCAGAGAACAUAUCGGUUACAGUGAGAGCGCAGCACGGCAAUGUUCUUCUUGCUCCGGUGCCAAUGAAACUGCAACAUCUAUUAGAUGAUACGCUUUCAAUCAGCAGGGUAGGCAGGUCUAGCCAAGCCUUGAAAAUACAAGGGAUGGUGGAGGAAAUAAAUGGAGCGCUAAAAUAUCUUCAGUAUAUCGGAAAUGAAGACUUCUACGGAGAUGAUGUUAUAAUGCUAUAUGCGAGGAACAGGAAUGGUAGGCAUCGUGAUGAGUUACACGUCUCCGUGGAGCCGGUCAAUGAUCCUCCGGUUAUACUGGCUCCGAAAUCAAUUUUCUUGGGUGGAAAAGAAUCGAGAGAUGGAUAUCAAAUCUUUGACAAGCAGAGAGACCCAUUUGAGUUCUCAAUCGUCGAACCAGAUCUUCGUUGGUACCCAGGGAACAGGUCUCACCUUCUGCUAGUGCUCUCCUUGGAAGUUUUUGAAGGAACCUUGAUGAUGACAUUGCCAGCCAGUCUCGUCGGCAGGGCGGAGCUCAAGACUGGUGGCAGUAACCAGUGGCAGUCGCUUCAGACCUAUGUGGCCAUUGCACAUCACUUGGUCUUGAGAGGAACUGGCAUCAGGCUCCGCUUGGAUGUCGCUGACUGCAACAGCGCAAUGCACCGGCUGUUUUACCAAGGUGGUCCAAGCCAUGCCACAAGCUUAUCCAUCACCGUAAACGACCUGGGGAACUAUGGGUGCUACCCAGAUUGUUCAGAGAUGAUGUCAAGGCCAUUGCAAGCGGAGAAGACUGUCCAGCUGAGCAAGAGGAAAGCAAUGAACUCAACAAGAGCCAUCUUGACCGGAUCGGCAAUCGCAAUCGAGAUCCUGGCAAUGCUGUGCCUUGGCGGGGUUCUCCUGUAUUUCCUUGUGAAAUGCAUGUGUGCCCUGAGGAUUGAACGAACAAGAGGCCGCCCCGGCAAUGAAGUUCGCACAUCAGAACGAACCGUGUCCCAUCAACUUAUGAGUUCGUCGCCCUCGGAUGAUGCUGGAUAUAGCUCUGCGCCUGCAGCGGUGCUCUCCUUGGGUGGAAACAGAUCGGGUUUUAGGCAGCGGUCUUGUAGGUCAUGCAAGCAGCAAGAACUGGAAAUGCAGCAGUUAUCUGGGAUCAGAAAUGAUGGAAACCAAGAUGAUCAGCCUGUCGUAGACAAGGACAAGUAGAACCCUUGCAUGGAAUCCAAAUUUUCUUCUGUGAACUCCAAACAUAAUAAGUCCUGAAUCUUGUUCGUUCAAUCCUCAGUGCUCACUGCAGAAAAAAAAAAUGUUUGGUUUGGCAGGGGGCUGUUUAUAGGGUAGGCUCAUGAAACUGGCA
Aegilops tauschii subsp. strangulata is the source of this 4394-nucleotide messenger RNA. RefSeq names its product protein GAMETE EXPRESSED 2. Gene Ontology annotation, molecular function: actin filament binding. Gene Ontology annotation, biological process: pollen sperm cell differentiation; actin cytoskeleton organization. The record is from RefSeq and is a predicted model, not a curated record. Lineage: Eukaryota; Viridiplantae; Streptophyta; Magnoliopsida; Poales; Poaceae.